UCCUUUUGUCAUUCUACAGGCAAUUAUGUGAAGCCCAAGAAACUUGGCUUCAACUUUCAGUCCAUCUCCAUAUAACAGAAGCAGGAAAUCACUUUAUAAACAGCCUUUAAAGAAUGAUGUCACUGUCCCUAUGCAGUGAAAAAUGACUUCGAGUAAAUCCAUCUGCAAAUGAAACUAACAAGGACUUCUUCAGUUUAUCUCAGAGAUGUAACAUACUACUCCACUAGUUUGGCAUGAUGCCCCCCAUCCCAAUUGUGUCCAAGAUGAUCCCAGGAUGACAAUGACCAGAGAUGUUAUGUUAUGUCAAGAUUUUCAUGUUGUCCAGAAAUUCAGGGGGGGUUAUAAUAAGCAAAGCUGCCCUGCGCUUCAAUCAUGCAGGUAGACUGAAGCAGAAGCCUCAGGUGACAAGCUGCUGAUAUUUUAAACAGCGUCUGUUCUUUUACUGGGUGCUGUCUUCACCAUUCGCAUCUAGAGGGUCACACUCCAUGUGUUAAAUAAGUGUAGGGCAUAGUGGGUCAGCUGUUUCACUGACAGGAGAAUUCAGCCACUUGCCCCUGGGACAUGCCACUGGUUGGAUUUUUUUAUAAGCACUGUGGCUUCUGCUUUAAUCUACUUUGUCCCUGGAUUCUCCACUUUUCUUUAUCAUGGAAGUAGAUUUCCUUUUCUUGCUACCUGGAAAAUAUACUUCAAGGUAUGUCAUAUUCAUUUCAUCCCAACGUUUCUAAUUCAGGUUAUUGUCUCUAUAUGAAGUUCAAUAGGUCUUUCCUGGAUCUCCUGGGGUAUCCCUGGGAUCUUCAGGCUGCCUCCUAUGGGAUAUUCAAACAUCCAGAGCACGAUAUCCCGCAGACGUACCAGGGGCAUAUGUUGUUUGUUGCAGUAAGCCCAAAAAGCAAAUGUCAUUGUGCGAUAUCCCAUUGAUAUCCUCUGGAUGUUCAGAUAUUUUUUUUUAAAUUAUUAUUUUUCCGUUUCCAUCAAGAGAUGGCGGUGGUCCCAGACAAAAAGCUGCCAUAAUGCAGCUUGAAAACGCCUGGACAUAUUAGGACAUCAGGACAUCAGCGAUUAGGAUAUCAGACAAUUAGGAUGUUCACAACCUUAUGGGGGUGUCCCAGAGAUAUUAGUGGUUUGCUGAAAAGUGUCCAAAAGUUUCAACAGCACUGUUCUGCCAACACCCACAAGGUUUUUUUACACAUAAUUAGAAAAACAAACCUACCAUGUAACAAACCUUGCAAGUGACCCCGUUAAUUCGAUGUACUACUCGUAUGAUUGAAUGAGGAGCUGCACUGCACGACCACUAGUGGAAAUAUAGGCAUGAAGUGUGACACAAAAAUAUGAAUUACGGACUGAUGUGGUACAGUCUGGGAUAAAACAACGAAGCAACAUCUCUCUGUCUAAUACUCCUGCUGUGCUAACUCAAAGGGAUCGGCAGUCUGUCACUUGAACAGGAAGUCUCAAGGGUAGGAAGCCGUUUAUCACAAAAUGUUUCACUUUUUUUUUUUUUUUCGUGUGUCAGUCCUACAGCGAAGAAUGGUGGGUUUCUUUAUGGUCACACCCCUUUUUCUACUCUGCAAUGUACCACGUUCCUUCGAAAAGAAAGUUCCUUUCAGUGCUGGAAUACACUGCGAUAAUAAUGUAACAACGCCCUCAAGUGCUCUGCUUCAUGAUGAUAAAGUCUCCACAUGUUACACCUUGCCAAACUGUACUAAAAGCUUGAGGAUCACCCUCAGCAACCCCUCCAACAUCACUGGUGUGAAGAUUGUGUCAGAACCCGCCCCCAAAUAUGUAUUUUAUCUGCCACUAUACGGAGAUUCCUUUCUUGCAAGCCCCAACCAUGUUACAGAAAUAACGUAUGUUGCAGCAAACACCUGGGACGACAUGCAGCGCCCCAAUGCCACGAUACAUUCUGUGGAUAUCCAUGGUAUCGCAAAGGCCUGUGAAGUGACGAUUUUUGACAUGGAACAAGGUGACUUGCAACAUAGUACAAUGCCAUCUGGACAGAAUAACAUUCUCAUAAUCUGUACCACAGUGCCAGUAUUCGCAGUCCUUGUCCUCGUCGUAAUCUACGUAAUCUACAGCAGGAAAAGGCACAAAACAACCAGCAGGCCGAGACGAGGGAGUUCUGCGAGGUGGAGCCUUUGGAAGAGACGUCAUUUAAGCUCAGUAGGGGGCAACAACACUGUUGCAGAGAGCGUGGAGCCCACGCAUGAGCGUGUGCAUUUCUUCAAGACCUUCAGGAGCCAUAGCACGAACUCUACCACCGAGCACCAACCUGAGACUGAGCAAGUCAAAACUGAUGACAGUGACAAUGCAGACGUCACGCCAAACGUGGAGAUGGUUAAUGCCCCGCUGCUUGCCACUCCUGAAUGUGCAGCCACUGACGCCAUGUACGACGACGUUGCAGACAAGAGUACCUUUCCUGUAUAUGCGGUUGUGAAUAAACGUCGUAAAAAGAGUGAAGGAAAUGCAGAAGAUCAACCUACUGACAUUAUGUGAGCGGGCUCGUAAAGAAUUUUUUAUAGUGCGUGAAUAUUUUAGGCAUUUAUGACCAUGUUGUACAUCACAUUGAAACAAGCGAUGAGUGCAUUCCUCAUUGAAGACUCAUGUGUGAAACACAACGAAAGUGAAAUGGUGACAUAAUAUAGACAUAUCCUCUGCAGUGGCUUUCAACAUAACCUGCACACGAAACAAGUCGGGGAACAAACACUGUUUUCACAAUUCUGGCAUAGCGCUGUGUGUUGUUUCAAUGCAUGUAGUCUUUGCAAACCAUGUAAAGUGUACAUGCAUAUUUGAAAUGUGGCUACUAAGACACAUAAUAAAAUGCUUUACAUUAGGCUAUGGACCAUGUUUAUCAGCCAUCUUACUUAUCUUCCUAAUCUGAUAAUCAAGCAAGGAAGAAAUUCUUUCUCUGUCUGUGCCACUGUUGCGCAAACCUUCGGUAGGCAACAAUGCACAGGCAUUGGAACCAACUGAAACUGCCAACCUGUCAACUCAACAGGAUGUGUUGGCUCCAGGAAGCCGUUAUCAACCACACACUCUGUUUUGAUUUCUACCACAAAUGUGUCGCUCAUUUUGCUCAAUGAAGAAUGUUAGCCUUUCUUAUACUGCGUUUUCUACUUUUCGGUGUGUCUUGUUCCUCUCAAACGAAAGGUAUGCUGAUACUACUGUGUAAGUUCCUUUCAGUGCUCAUGUACACUGCCAUAACAAUGAGACGCAACUUUCAACUGCUUUGCUUCAUGAUGGAAAUGACACCACAUGUCUUACUCUGCCAAUCUGUGCUAGCAGUCUGAGGAUCACGCUUGACACCACUGCCUAUGUCUCCCACGUGAGGAUUGUGUGUGAACCUUUGCCCCGUACUGUGUACUAUGUGCCGUGGAACUUAGAUUCCUUUCUUGCAAGCCCCAAUGGUACUACAGCAAAUACCUGGUACAAUCUGCAGCAUUCUAACGCAACAAUUCAUUCUGUGGAUAUCGCGGACAUCAGAAAGGCUUGUGAGGUGACGCUUUUUGACAUGGGACGACAAGAUGCGCAACACAGUUCACUGGCAUCUGGAGGAGAGGCCACUCUGAUCACAUGUGUCACUUUGUCAAUAAUGGCUCUCAUUGCCUUGGUAGUAAUCUGUAUAGUGUGCAAAAAAUGCAGGCACAAAAUGAUCGAGUGGCACAGAGAACACUGUCCUGUGUGGUGGAGCCUUGGGAACAGACAUCAUUCAAGCACUGGUGGCAGCAGCUACAGUUAUGCAGGGAAGAAGAAAUGUGCUUGGGAGAACAAAUACCAUCGUGCGAAACUCUUCGAAGCCGUUAUGAGGCACAACCAAAGAAUUCCUACUGUGCUUCAACAUGACAGGGAACAAGCUGAAACUUAUGAAAGCGAAAAUACUCAUGUAAUGUCAGACGUGCAGAUGGCCAAUGCACUGUUGCUUGCAAAUUCUGAACCUAUAUAUGAUGACACGGCAGUGAAGAGUACCCUUUGUGUACAAGCUGUCGUGGAUAAAUGCCAUAAAGCGAAUGAUGACGAUGCAGAAAAUUACGCGGUUGAUUUAUGAAUAAUUUUUAUGGGUUACCUUUAAGACCUUUUAUUAUUAAGGUCUUUUGCUGAAAAUAUGGUCCGUUGUUCGUGAUAUGACACUAGUACCAUACUGUACUGCUUCCCAAGCAAGGAGUAAGCUUUUCAUAAUCAAUGGCUUUCGAAUGCACAUGGUAACCAUGUUCUGUACCAUCAGCCUGAGGAUAUAUAUUUAUUACGUUUGAGAAUAAAAUGUCCCAUAUUAUGUGUC
Molecule: messenger RNA, 4270 nt
Organism: Ornithodoros turicata
Lineage: Eukaryota; Metazoa; Arthropoda; Arachnida; Ixodida; Argasidae
Exons: 13
Coding region: 1477-2490 (337 amino acids)
Source: RefSeq, a predicted model, not a curated record